Fusarium odoratissimum NRRL 54006 is the source of this 4062-nucleotide messenger RNA. RefSeq lists its product as uncharacterized. The coding region runs from base 1940 to 3454 and encodes 504 amino acids. Lineage: Eukaryota; Fungi; Ascomycota; Sordariomycetes; Hypocreales; Nectriaceae. The transcript has 3 exons. The record is from RefSeq and is a predicted model, not a curated record.
GGUCGAGGUUUCCUUUUUUCCAUUUCCCCAUCCUGUUUUUACUUUUAUUCUCCAACCUCUUAAUUCGACGUCUCCUUAGCAUUGUAUUCCACUCCACUCCUUGUACAAUUCCUUACAUCUCUUCUCCCAGCACCUGCACUGUCUUCCUCCCUGACAGUCGUGGCUUGCGUGCUUGCUUUUGGCUUCUCACUUACAGCUCCAGCACCCGAUAGCACCUCAAGUCCACUAUUGUCUGUGGAGGGUCCACCUCCACUGAGCUACCUUACCUACUACUCAAGCACGAUAGACUACGACGCAGUACGUACCGGCUUCGACAGCACCUCAGAUGAGGUGACAAGCAUCCCUCACCUCACCUCCACCAAAGAGAUAAACGUGCUGGGUGAUAAGUCGCUAGAGCCCGGCCCCCUGGCGCUCUGGCUCUGUCCAGGCAGAGGCUCUGUUUCAUUCCGCUGUCAGGGUACUCACUCAUCAAAAUUGGAUCAUUGUGGCCUGGACCGGUCAGCGAAGUAGCGGCCUCUCCGGAAGGUACCUGACCUUGUUCGUCUGUCUCUCCACCGUCUUUCGCCGCCAUCUUGGCCGACCAAGCGGACGGGACUCCUUUUCAACCGCUCUCCCUCCCGUCGUCACAAGCAAACUAUAGGAACCACUGCCUUGCACAAGCUUUUUGCGACACACCGAUCUUGUUAUCUAUUCUUGCAACUCCGUGUCUUUUUUGAAAAGUGCUGAGCCGGCACGGCAUCACCUCCGAAGCUUAUCGGCACCAGGUUAUGAAGACGUGGGAGUCUUCCGACCACUUGACUUGUACAAAGAGGUACUCUUUCACCUUGAACCAGCAUCAGCUGCCGCCUCCGACUUCGCCGCCACUAUUGAAGUUUUCAUGUAUACCGACCCAACGGAAUUCAGUAGUCCGAAACGUACCCAUGAAAUCCAGCUCAAAGUGCUCGAUAUCUUCAGCCAUUGUCAUCAGUCCCUCCACCGGCUCUCCACCGUCUUUUUCUCCGGUUCACUAGCAGGUACAGACUUUUUUUACCUCUGGACCCUGAAUUUUCUAUAUCUUCAACUGUCCAUUCUUCUUUUCGUGCCCCUAACCCCGUGACGCGCAGACUUUAUUCGUUCCUAAAAGAGGCUUCAACCUGCAGAUGUAACGAAACAGCCCCGAACACACUGUUACACUUACACGGCACCUGAACGGCCCUCGAUUUAGAUCACAACUAAAGCUAAAGCUCAAGCUCACGCUGAGCUAAGCUUUCUACUGCAUCACGGAGUUUCACUCACCAAAGUUGUCUCGCUUCACCAGCACAAGGUCCACAGUUUGUUACUUUCGCCGCUUUUUUGCACACGAGAAGCCAAUUUUUGCGCCACGAGCUUACGAGUCACAAGCCAUCUCGAGGUUUGAGGUUCUCUUUGCAACGUUGUUUCUUUCGGAGGGAGAUCAACAAUCAUUGAUCCACGCGAGAAGAACAAAAUAAGAGCAGAGACAAAAAGUAUUGUAUAACCUGCAGCGUCUGUGUGCCCUUAACAACCGUCAGCUGCUGCACCUCCCAGCCCAGCCAGCUUUGGUGUUGUCCGAUCACAGGACCGUUGGAACAACAACUUCAGCGAUCCAGAAGCCAUUUACCAGCGAAUAAUCCUUGGCCUUGCUUUCAAAACUUCUAACGACUGUGUCAGUGGUUUACGGCACCUAAAUUGGAAAUUGGCCAUCGCUGUUUAUUGAGUGACACUGUGUGUGCCUGCAAUCAUUUAACCUCUGUCGAUUCCACCAUAGGCCCGUUAACCCUCACUUAUUAUUCAAUUUAGCGACCAUGCUUCACAUUGCUAGUCGUCGAUAAGCACUUUUACGUCGAAGAAUCACUGAGUGGCAUUAGCAGCCGUGCGUUGAUCACACCAAGUGCAUAUCCUAUCGUUGCGGAGGCUGCUGAAGACUUCAAAAUCCUCAAAUAUGGAUUUGAAUAUGCCUAUGAUACUGCCAAAGGGCAUUGUCAUCAAUUCCAAAAACAUAUAUAAAGAGGUUGCUGAUUUUCCUUUGGUCCCCCCUGACAAGGUUUGGGAGUACUGGCAUGUGUAUACGACCACAUAUAAGAAGCUCAAGGAUCCGACUGCUUGCCGACUUGAAAACUUUUGGUGGCAUGUUUGGGGAAGUGAUCGCAGGUUUCUCAAGGGUAGUGCCCUGGCAAAACUUUACGAGGAGAUCUCGGUUGGACCAACCUUUGUCCCCCUCAAGGGACCGCCAAAUCGAUGGGAAGGACCCGAUAUACCACCCCUGAUCAGACAGAUUCUAGAAGCCGCUGAAUCUCAGGCGACCCCACCACUGACACAAACCCAAGGGUCCCGCCCUUCAAGAUCCACCGACUCAGCGUUAAGAACAUUAUCUUCAAGUGCCUCAAAGCCGCCACCCGCCCACCCAAUCUUGAAAAAAGCCCGAGGGCCAUCAUCAUCGGGGCCUCGGCCAACGGCUCGUUUUGUAUCACCCCAUGAAUCCGCUGAUGAGGACGAGAUCCCCUCUUCAGGAAGCACAGCUGCGACAGUGUCUGAGGCGCCCGUGUAUGUAACGGAUCCGCCGAAGAAGAAAAUGGCCAUUGCACCCCCUCAGAAGCUUACCCCCUCGUCUCCCGUCACUAGUAAGAAAACCACUCAGCUAAGCAAAUCAUCAUCAAGCGCGGGACCGGUUGUUCGAGAAGCCGGGGCUGGAAAAUCGAGCGGGCCAAGGAAUGGCACGCUGCAGCGGCCCGUAGUUAACAUUGCUCGCACAAGCGUGGAAUACGACCAACCAGCCUCUAGGGACAUGAAUGGAAUGACCAGGGAAGGUCACCCAUAUCCGAUGAGCGAGAAGGCACGAGGAAAGCAACCAGCAGUUCCUGUUCGGCCAGUUACAUACAGAAACGAAGUCGUCAAGGACGUGAUAGAAGAAGAAACUUGGCCAUCACCCCCUAAAGAUCGACCUCGAAGCAUUCAUCGAGAGAAGGGUGUGCUCCCCCAAGCUCGCUCUCUCAUAAACCUUGCGAACCACGGACCACGAAGAGGGUCUGGAGCUUCUUCAAGGUCGACUAUCGGAGUGGGAUCGCUUGAGAGUGGAAGGAGUCUGGAAACCCCCCCUAUGGCACGAUCCCAUUCCCAUGGCGGAUAUGAUCAACCAAAACCGCACAACAACAUUCGAGCACCUGGACUCUUUACGGAAGCCACCUCAUCGACAUCCAACGUUGCGGUGACUGGCACAAUUCUCGAUCAAUCUGGGUUUGGAUCCACGUCGGACUUGAGUACUAUCGAUCAUUCACGGCUUGAACAUCACACCAUCCCCGUUGUACCACCACAACCCUCUAUCCUCGAUGCUCGUUUCACCCCAACUCCUCCUACUACAACAGCUAGUGUACCUCUAGGACGCACAAAAAGCCAGCUAACACUACUACUUGAACGAGAAAAGGCACGAAGCGGUGAUAGAUCGCGAUCCAGAAACUAAAAUAUUCUUUGUACCCCUAAAAACCAUUAUGUCACCGUUAUUCUGUGUCGUGGUAAGGUCUCACCACGGCUAUGUACACCAUUUAUAAACAAGGGCCUAGCUCACAUAUUAAGCAAAAUGCUUCUUUCUCCGUAUGACUCCAGGUGCAUGGUCACGGAGGGUCGGGUGGGUGCAUCAAAACAUUUGCGGCCCGCAUGGUCAUUUGAGAUAUUUCCCAAUUUCUUGCUAUAUGAUAAAGGACUACUGGCUCAGAAGUGAAAGUUUGAAAGCCGCGCGUAUGGUUCUUCAUACCAUAAUCGAAUCAGGGGGCGGGGCGUUGACGGCAAAGCUGAAGACGGGCUAAAAGGUCUAUCUCACGAAGGAAAUGAACGGGAAUUCAGUUGAUACCAGUUAGAUAACUAAAAGCAAGGCAUUGCAGAUGCUGCUUAGAACUUGAUAUAAGCGACGUUUUGAGUGUAUGUCAUUACCCUGGAGCUGCCAGAUUUUUUAUUUUGCAUAUUUAAUCGAGGGAAAGAAAGCAUCAUAUAAAACACUACAGUGGGAAUUGUCUCAAGACAUUAAUAUCUGUCCUUCUAAUAAUCAGAAACCAUCCUCUUUCGUUAUCCAUC